AUGGCCGAACUCCCACCCGGGACGGACCUGUGCAAGGUCCCCGCCGGCGUACCGCCAGAAGGCCACAUACCCCAGCUCGAUGCCGAGGCGCCUCUUGCAACGGCCACGAUUGCAGUCGCGACUGUGUUGACGGCUAUUUCGUUUCUGUUCACGGCGGGGCGGAUAUUUGUCAAUAUUCGCAAGUUGAAAUGGGCAGAUUACUUUGCUCUCAUCGCAUUUGUCCUCGACUGUGCCUACACCGGCCUUAUUCUUGGCAUGACAAAAUAUGCGCGCCAUCAGUGGGACACACCCGCGUGCUGGUUCGACCCAUCCUACAUGAAGAUCCUCUUUGUGCAGGGCACCAUUCUCGGUCCCGUCAUCUUCUUCGCCAAAGGCGCUAUCCUGCUCCUCUACCUUCAAAUCUUCACCAUCCACAAGCCCAUGCGCGUCGCCGUGUACAUCGGCCUCGUCCUCAACUUCUUCAUCUACUGGCCCAGUGUGCCCCUUGAGAUUGCCUUUGCCGCGCCGCGCCCUGGACAGACGUGGACGACGUUGCUCACGAGCGGGCUGCCAGAAAAGCUCAUUUACUGGGGCCUUGUCCAGGGUUCGUUGGCGGUCUUUAUUGAUCUUUACAUCUUUGUUCUGCCUCUGCCGGUGCUCUCCAAGUUGCAUCUGUCGAUGCGCAAGAGGAUUGGUCUGUGUGCCAUCUUCUUGACGGCGUUGAUGGGUGUGGUGGCGAGUGUGAUCGCGCUCGUCUAUCGAGUCAAGCUGCUAGACACAAAAGACACGACGUGGACGCAAAGCAACUUGUUCAUCUGCAUCAUCGUCGAGAACAAUGUCGCCAUCAUCGUCAGCUCCGUGCCCGCCUUCACGACACUCAUGAAGCAGCACGUCGCCGAGUCCGGCGUCUUCAAGUCGCUCGCCUCCAAGCUCUACGGCAGCCACUCGUCGCGCGCGACGCACACGUACGUCUCCAAGGAGAACGGAUCCGACCGCAGCCUGCGCAACUCGGGGUCGCUGCACGGGCACAGCAACAGCUCCGGCGGCGGCGGCGUCGGCGGGUACGAGUUCGCCAGCUACUCAUCGCCUGUCACGCAGAUACAAGGGGGAGCGCACAAGUUUACUGGCGGCAGUGACUACGGACGGCCGCAGACGGGGCAUGUUGAGUACGGGGAGAGGGGCAUUGUGCGGACAUUUGACAUUACGUGCACGCAGGAAGUGCGGGCCGAUUACAAGGUUUGA
Molecule: messenger RNA, 1221 nt
Organism: Purpureocillium lilacinum
Lineage: Eukaryota; Fungi; Ascomycota; Sordariomycetes; Hypocreales; Ophiocordycipitaceae
Source: RefSeq, a predicted model, not a curated record